Talaromyces proteolyticus is the source of this 1674-nucleotide messenger RNA. Its product is annotated as cytochrome P450. Lineage: Eukaryota; Fungi; Ascomycota; Eurotiomycetes; Eurotiales; Trichocomaceae. The record is from RefSeq and is a predicted model, not a curated record. The coding region runs from base 1 to 1515 and encodes 504 amino acids. Gene Ontology annotation, molecular function: oxidoreductase activity, acting on paired donors, with incorporation or reduction of molecular oxygen; monooxygenase activity; heme binding. The transcript is spliced from 7 exons.
AUGUCUUUGUCAGAUUAUGUUCUCUUUCUUCUUGGAUUUAUGGGAGUCUACUGGGCUUUAUGGAUACUAUUCACGGUAUGGUUACAUCCUUAUUCGAAAUAUCCAGGCCCAUUUUUAGCAUCAAUAUCACGGCUCUGGUUGGUACUCGAGGUGUUUCAAGGGCACGCACAUAUAACACAGAAGUCCCUUCAUGAGAAACUUGGUCCCAUUGUACGAAUAGCCCCAAACGAAGUGUCAAUUUCGGACCCAGAGUUCAUAAAGGUUAUCUAUGGGGUCAAUUCAGGUUUUACGAAGACCGAUUUUUACCUUUCCUUCCGACCAAAAUUUGCACGAUUCCCGGAUCUUUUUACCACGAUUAAUGAGAAAGUCCAUAGCCAACGGCGGAAAAUAGUGAACAACAUUUAUUCAAUGACUAGCAUUGUCAAGUCCGAAGACCUCAUAGAUAUUUGCUCGGAACUUUUCCUGCAGAGAAUUGGAGAAUUCGCUGAAACCAAAAAUCCAGUUGACAUUGCGAAAUGGGUGAAUUGGUACACAUUUGACGUGAUUGGAGAGCUUUAUUUCAGCUCAAUGUUUGGUUUCAUGAAGGAGAGACAAGACUCUCACAAUUAUAUUGCGUCACUCGAUAAUUGCCUUCCUAUUGUGUGUGCUAGCGGUGUGCUGCCUAAGUACAUACGGAUUCCCUUCCUCUUUUCUGGCCUACUUUUCUCACCAAUAAGGAGCGCGAUGCAUGCGCUUUCUGCUAUCAACCAGGCGGCGGAGACAAGCGUCACAGAUCGGAUUCAGCUACGAGAGAAAGGCAACAGUACAAGAGAAGACAUCCUCGACAAACUGCUCUGUAUUUAUGAGAGCAGAGGCGAUGAGCAAGACUUCACUGUGACUGACAUCCAAGUUGAAGCGUAUGGUGGCUUCUUCGCGGGAAGCGACACUACAGCAGCGGCGAUAUCAUCUAUUUUGUUUCAUAUCAUUAAGAACCCUGUCGUCUACAGCAAGUUGAUGAAGGAGAUUGACGAGGCAUCAGCCGCAGGAAACCUAAGUUAUCCGCAUGUUAAGUAUGCUGAAGCCAUGCGGCUACCAUAUCUCAUCGCAUGUUGCAAGGAGGGAAUGAGGAUACAUCCAAGUAUUGGAAUGACGCUGCCCAGAGUUGUUCCACCUGGCGGUCGACAAAUCUUAGGGCAGUGGUUCCCUGGAGGGCUCCGAGUAGGCGUGAACGCUGCAGUAGUUCAUUUUGACAAAGGCAUAUUCGGCGGAGAUGCAAACGAGUUUAACCCAGAGCGCUGGCUUCGGGGAGAUACAGCCAAUAUGGACCGACACAUGUUUCAAUUUGGAAGUGGUUCAAGGAUUUGUAUUGGAAAGAAUAUAUCACUUUGCGAAAUUCAUAAAUUCGUCCCAGAGCUUCUCCGAACUUACGAAAUCAAGCUAGCCAACCCUGAUGCUGAAUUCGUCACAGUCAAUCACUGGUUCAACAAACCAUGUCCACUUCAGGUAAACGUUAAAAGGCGUGCUAUUGGUGUUUGAGUGAAGUGGUGGCCGAGAUUGAUGCUAGAUUUGGGUUCGAUAAAUAUUGCAUUGUCUCGUAGCUUUUAUUAAGGGCCUAAAUAGUUUCAAUUAAAUAUCUCACGGACUGGGGUACAUCGACGAAUUUGACAAGUAAAAAAAAACACAGGAAUCAACCCG